Messenger RNA from Caenorhabditis elegans, 1152 nucleotides. RefSeq names its product Serpentine Receptor, class H (gene srh-95). Lineage: Eukaryota; Metazoa; Nematoda; Chromadorea; Rhabditida; Rhabditidae. The transcript is spliced from 3 exons. Bases 1 to 1065 code for a protein of 354 amino acids. The record is from RefSeq and is marked reviewed.
AUGUCUUUGCGUGAUUACUAUGUGGCUAACUAUUCAAAAUGUGAUGUCAAAUAUAAUUUUCUAGCUUCAUGGAAAGGUGUAGCUUAUCCCAGUCAUUUAAUUCAAGUGAUCGCAUGCCCAUUCCAAAUUCUCACGUUUUACAUUAUCAUUCAAAAAACUCCGAAAAAUAUGAAAAGUGUUGCAUGGCCUUUGUUUCUGAAUCAUUUUCUAUGUGCUAUGCUCGAUGUUGCGUUAUGUACUCUAUCUACUGCUUAUAUUUUUCUACCAAUUUCUGGAAUAUUUGGAGUAGGACUGCUCAGUUGGCUGGGAGUUCCUUCUAUUGUGCAAUUGAUUUUUGGGGUAAUUAUAGCCAUCAGCGCUGUUUGCUCAUACGUGUAUCUUUUUGAAAGUCGUAGCAGUUCUCUACUACAAAAUCGAUUUAGGAUAUCCAGAAAAUCCACUAGAAUUAUCUACCAUAGAAUUAUUUUCUUUUACAAUUGUGCUAUUCUUCUCGUUUUCUUCAAAACUCCUUCUGACCAAGAAGCUGCCAAGUUAGAAGCUUUAACUAUCUAUCCAUGCCCAACAAGGGAGUUUUUCGAGUUUCCGGUUUUAAUUGUGCUUUCUGAUCAAAAAACGGCGCAAUUCGUGACCUAUAUAUUUAUUCCUUCUAUGUUUCUACAAACUGCUUUGAAUAUUUUAUUUCAUGUGUUUUGCACGGUAUACUAUCUAUACAUAGCUCCAUCAAAAUCGGUAUCUACGGAAACUCAGAAAAACCAAAAGUCAUUCCUAGUCGGAAUUUUUUUUCAAACUUGCAUCCCACUGGUCAAUAUAGCUGCGCCGAUUGUCAUUUUGUCAGUUGCUCACUCUCUGGGCUUCUACUCCCAGGAAAUGAUGAACUUGUCAGCUGUAUUUGUUGGACUUCACGGACUUGUAGAAAGUAUUGCAAUUGUUACAGUACAUCACCAUUACCGGAAAAGUGUGAAACGGAUGUUUUUAAACAAGUUUUGCAAACAGCACAGAAGUACAGUUUUCGUAGGCACAAACGAUAGAGGUUCAAAUUCUCUCUGGAGUAGAGGUGCAAUAUGAUAAUUUUAUGAAUUUCUUAAAUACAGUUAAUCAAUUUGUUUAAAUUUUUGUUGAAAUUUAUUUAUGAGUAAAUUUUUUAAAUGUUUU